CUCUUUUUUCAAAGCAACCUCUCUUCAUUUAUAAGCAACCCAACCAACAAAAAAAAAAAUCUCUCUCAUUCUCUUUACGUCAAAAAGGCUUCGAUCUCAAUAAUGGACAGACGUAACCCUUUCCACCAUCACCACCACCACCAUCAGCUUCAUCACCUGAUUCAACAGCAGCAGCUUCCUCCACCGCCGCAGAGCACGAUGGCGGCGAUGGAUCCCGGCGGCGGAGGAGGAGGAGGGGAGAGAAUCCCACAGUGGAGCAUAGAGGAGACAAAGGAGCUUUUGGAUAUAAGAGAAGAGCUUGAUCAGACUUUCAUGGAGACCAAACGUAAUAAGCUUCUUUGGGAAGUCGUAGCCGCUAAAAUGGCCGACAAGGGUUUUGCCCGGAGCGCAGAACAGUGUAAGAGCAAGUGGAAGAACCUCGUCACUAGAUACAAGGCGUGUGAAACGACUGAGCCAGAAGCUAUAAGGCAACAAUUUCCAUUCUUCAACGAGAUCCAGUCGAUUUUCGCAGCAAGAAUGCAAAGAAUGUUGUGGUCAGAACCAAGCACUUCUUCGAAGAGAAAACAUCAUGAGUUUUCAUCUGACGAAGAAGAAGAAGAAGAAGAAGAAGAGGCUGAGGAGCCAAAUCAAGACAUCAACGAGGAAUUAUUGUCCCUCGUAGAGACACACAAGAAAGAGGUAGACGUGAUUACCGCUAGUACUUCUACUAAUCCAAGAAAACGUGCGAAAAAAGGAAAAGGCGUUACCGGUAGUGCCAAAGCUGAAAACGCGGGUAGUACAUUGAAAAUGCUAUUGGAGGACUUUAUGAAGCAAACGGUGAAGAUGGAUAAUGAAUGGAGAGAUGCGUGGGAGAUGAAGGAGAAAGAAAGAGAGAAGAGAGAGACGGAGUGGCGGAGGAGAAUGGCGGAGCUAGAGGAGGAGAGAGCGGCCGCAGAGAGGAGGUGGAUGGAGAGAGAGGAAGAGAGGCGGUUGAGAGAAGAAGCUAGGGCACAGAAGAGAGAGACUCUCAUCGAUGCUUUGCUUAACAAGCUUAAUAGAGAUCAUGACGAUGAUCGUCAUCAAGGCUUCUAAUUUUUAAUAAUUUUAUUUAAGAAUGAGUUAAUUAGCUACUAGUUGCUUUGUUAGUUCAAUCUCUUCUAAGUCAUAUAUAAUUAAUGUUUGUUUUAUUUAUAUGAACAACUGAAAGUUGAAAACGACAUAAAGAAGAUCAAAAUCUGCAUGAUAUAUAUCAUAUGACAUGAAAAUAGGAUUGUUAAUUACAAUAAAGUCUCGAUACCGAGGCUGGUUUACUUGGAAACUCGACAAAAUGCGAUCGGACUUGGGGUCGGAUUUCGUUUUGAUACUGAAAUUGAAUUUCUUG
Thlaspi arvense is the source of this 1360-nucleotide messenger RNA. Lineage: Eukaryota; Viridiplantae; Streptophyta; Magnoliopsida; Brassicales; Brassicaceae. The record is from the annotation of a GenBank genome assembly.